AUGACUAUGCACUUGUUACAAGUGCACUCGUCAGCUUGGAUACGAGGCAAGGGACACAUCUCUGCUUAUGGUGAAGGCAAGGAGAUGAGUCUCACUGGCAAACACGAGACUGCUUUUGGAGAGUCUUCAUCGAGCGAAUCAUCUUUCACGUUUCAAUCGAAUCCACGCGGUGUUUCUGGUUCAGCCUCGAGAUCGAACCGAAAACCGCCGUUGAAGAUCGAGCCGCCGAACAGAACUGAGUGGAUCCAAUUCGCAACCGCAAAUCCCCAGCCAGAGCAGCUUCCCGUACAUGUGUCCGCGGAAGAGAAGAUGCAUUACAGAGGAGUGAGGAUGAGGCCAUGGGUGAAAUUCGCGGCGGAGAUCCGAGAUCCGAACCGUCGGGGAACUAGGGUUUCGCUCGGGACGUUUGACACGGAGAUCGAAGCCGCUAGGGCUUACGACCAAGCAGCGUUUAAACUUCGAGGGUCUAAGGCCAUUGUGAAUUUCCCGCUUGAGGUAGGGACGUGGAAUCAACACGCUGACGUUGGAUAG
Brassica napus (rape) is the source of this 531-nucleotide messenger RNA. RefSeq names its product ethylene-responsive transcription factor 6-like. The transcript is spliced from 2 exons. Gene Ontology annotation, biological process: ethylene-activated signaling pathway; regulation of DNA-templated transcription. The record is from RefSeq and is a predicted model, not a curated record. NCBI's taxonomy places the organism in Eukaryota, Viridiplantae, Streptophyta, Magnoliopsida, Brassicales, Brassicaceae. Gene Ontology annotation, molecular function: DNA-binding transcription factor activity; DNA binding. Bases 1 to 531 code for a protein of 176 amino acids.